Molecule: messenger RNA, 717 nt
Organism: Colletotrichum aenigma
Lineage: Eukaryota; Fungi; Ascomycota; Sordariomycetes; Glomerellales; Glomerellaceae
Gene: inhA-0
Product: Isonitrile hydratase
Exons: 4
Coding region: 1-717 (238 amino acids)
Source: RefSeq, a predicted model, not a curated record
AUGUCUUUCGACCUUAGCAAGCCAAACCGCAAGAUCCACGCCGGCGUGAUCUUAACCAAAGGCAUCACUGAGAUGCUCGAUGUAGCUCCCUUCGAAUUCUUCCACUGGACGGGCAAGGAGGCCGUAGCUGCUAUGAAUCUCCCUGAGCAUAUGAUGGGAGACGCACUCGAAUUUGAGCUGCACUGGGUCAAUGAGGAUGGCAAGCCGGCUAAAAUGGCGAGCAAUGCUCAGAUCCUGCCCACUGACUCCUUUGAGUCUUGUCCACCUCUCGACAUCGCUCUCAUGGGUGCUCAUGAUUUCAAGUACAAGACAAGCCCUACCGAGAUUGAAUUCAUCCGCAAGACCUUUGAGAACUGCAGUGCGUUCCUUACUAUCUGCGGUGGAAUGGUGCCUCUGCUUGAGGCUGGCAUCCUCGCUGGCAAGACAUCCACUUGUCCUCGGUCGAUCUUCGAGUUGAUGAAGAAGACCGUGCCGGUUGUCAAUUGGGUCGACAAGCGCUGGGCCCAGGAUGGCAAGUUGUGGACGGCCAGUACCCUGCUCAACGGUACUGACUUGAUUCGCGCCUUCGCUACAGAGACUUGGGGCGGAAGAACGGGAAUGAUUGAGGCUUUCCUUGAUGCUGGGCAUUAUCCUGAGAGGGAUGUUGACUUCAAGGAUUUCAAGGGGCACCAUUACCCCAUUGAGCAGAUUCCGAGCGAGGUAGCACUCUCCUCGUGA